AUGUCCUCAACAGCUUUUGACUCGAUCAUUGAACAGAUAGUCUCGGAUAGCCCUAGCGGUGAGAUCUUGGAAGUUUACAAUGACUUACUUGCCAUCGUUGGAGAAUCUGCCAAAGAAUCGAUACUCGACGCAAUUGAACAAUACAACGUGAAGAACACAGUAGCAGUGGAUGUUGAUGGUAAUUCGGUGCUUUUAUCAAAAUAUAACAAAGAGGGGACAAAAUUUUACGACCCAGCAAAUGGUAUCUCGUUCUCAGUGGAUCAUCUAAACAGGAAAGGAUUAGAUGUUGGGCCAUACUCGGUCAAAUUGACUGAAGAACAACAAAGCUUGCUUGAAAGCUUACAAAAAUACGCCUCUACCAAUUUCUCUGGAGAUGUAACUUUAGCAGUAUACCCAAUUGCCGACUCAAACAAGGUCGUGAUCAUACUAAUUAGCACAAGAAACAAUCCAUCAAAUUUCUACAACGGUAAUUGGAAGUCUGAGUAUAUUUAUGACAUUGAUUCAACUGAACUAACUGGGACCAUUGAUGUCCAUGUGCACUACUAUGAGGAUGGUAACGUGAGUUUCAGAUCCAACAAGGAGGUUGAGAUCAUAAAGACUAAAGAUGUUGUGAAGACCAUUCAAGAAAUAGAGAAAGACUUUGAAGAUCUUUUGGAUGUCUCAUUCUCCGAAUUAAAUGAGAAGAAAUUCAAGACCUUAAGAAGAAGAUUGCCCAUCACAAGAUCAAAGGUAAAUUGGGGUAAAGCCAUCGGUACAUACAGGCUUGGUAAAGAUGCCGCUCAAGGUAACUAA
Messenger RNA from Torulaspora delbrueckii, 792 nucleotides. RefSeq names its product Cap1p (gene CAP1). NCBI's taxonomy places the organism in Eukaryota, Fungi, Ascomycota, Saccharomycetes, Saccharomycetales, Saccharomycetaceae. Gene Ontology annotation, cellular component: actin cortical patch; F-actin capping protein complex. Gene Ontology annotation, molecular function: actin filament binding. Gene Ontology annotation, biological process: barbed-end actin filament capping; actin cytoskeleton organization. The record is from RefSeq and is a predicted model, not a curated record. The transcript has a single exon. Bases 1 to 792 code for a protein of 263 amino acids.